AUGAAAAGAAAAAUAAAUUUCGCUGUCGUAUUAGAAAAUUUUUCCACAAAUUUGCAUGUUUACUGCAUAAAAAGUGUGUAGAAAUUCUAAAAUCUGUGGAAUUAUGUUCUUAAGACAAUAAAUAUCUAAAUAUCGCUCAUUUCGAAAAAAAUGUUACUCAACCUGGAAAAAUGUGAAAAGAAAAUUUAUUGAAGUAACGCGAACAGAUUUUUUUUGCGAACGAAAUUUUUUUAUGGGAGAAGUGCUGGUUUUGUGUGUGUAAUUGGAGUUUUUUUUUCACACAUUCUGUAUGGUUGAGUGUUAAACCAGAAAAAAGAAAAUUCUUCGUAUGUAAUAGAAGAUAUAGAAAGGAAAACGGAAAAGUUUAAAUUGGUGAAAAGCAAUUGUGAAAACAAAUUUUUCUAACCGGGUUUGUUGCUUUCAACAUGGUGGUCUCAAAAGACUCUAAGCGUAAGCGCAAGGAGUCAUCUCCGCCACCACAGCAACAAUCAUCUACAACUAUAGAGUCAUCACCAGAAAUGCCCAAAAGAACCAAAGUGCAGGCUCAGCGUAAAUUUGCACAGGGACAAAAUGCACCCCAAUCGUCGUAUAAUUCAAUUUUAGCUUCUUCGUCCUCCAAUACGGGCCCAAGCACUUCAUCUGAAAGCCGUGAACCACCCACGGAAAUUCUUCCUAAUAAAAGACCAAAGACCGAAGAUUUUUUAACAUUUCUAUGCUUUCGUGGAACAUCGGCACUGCCGCCACACUUGGACUUCCUAAAUCAAGGGAAAUCUAAAGAGCCGCCAAGACCAGUGAAAAAGCCUCCAAAUAAAAAGUCUAAUAAAAAAGGUAAAAAGGGAAGACCCCCGAAAACUGUUAAAGCAGAUGAAGUCAAGGACACAUCAACAGCUGAAAAAAAUAAUACCACAGAUGCGGAAAAAACAGAGAUUGAGCUAAAAAAUAGUGGGAUCGCGAUUAAUAACUCCGAAGAAAGGGAUAAAAUUGAAGAAAAGAUUGAAGAAAGAGUUGAAACUAAUGAUAUACCAACUUUUGCUGUCCGUAAACGUGCUGAAGUUGUUGCUGAGGGUAACAGAAGGAGCAACAAUAAUGUUGAGUCUGAAAAGUGUAAUAAUUCUGCAGACACGACUUCAAGACGUUCCAAUCGUUCUAGUUUACGGGAGGCUAAAGUAGUACUAGAACAGCUUCCAGAUGACGUGGAAGAAGCUUUACAAAGCUCAAUCGUCGAUGAAACUAGUAAGCCCGAAAAUUCUGAUGAUGAAAAUAAAGAAGCAAAAACUUCAAAGUCCACGUCAAAAAACGAAAGAAGUUCAGAAACUCCUUCCAAGGAUAGUGAUACCGCCGUUAAGCUUCGUAAAGGGAAAACAACAGCCAAUAAUCAGAAAAAAGAAAUAGAAACGAGAGAUAUUGGAAAGGGUAGUUCGAAAGCAGAGCCCAAGGAAAAAGUCGCCAUAAAGAGACCAAGACAAAAGGAAUCGCCAAUUUUUAUUCCAUCUCCUGAACCGUCUGGGCGUAUGACGCGGCAGAGGGCAUUUUUUGAACCCGUGAAGGUGCCACCUAAAGAAAACAACCAGAUUAAUACUGUUAACGACGUUGGGAAUUCUACUGAAUCUCCCCCAAAAGAAAAGACAGAUACAACAAUCGAAGACGAAGCUAAAACGAUAAUUACAAAAAAAGAAGAAAGUUCACAGAAAAAAACUGUGCAAAAUGAAAGGAUACUCGAAGAAAAAAUCGAAAACACAAGCGCUUCGAACGUAGACGGUGCAGAUAAAACCAAAGCAGACAUGAAUGUAUUUGAUUUUUCCUCAGAGGAUGAACAGCCUUUAGCGAAAGCAAUUAAAUUUAAAAAAGUUGGAGCCGGUAAAACUAAUACAAGAAAGGGUCAACGUGGGAAUAAAAAGUCUGCAUCUAAAAGAGCGGCAGCAACAAAGGCGGAGAAAAACGCAGACCGGUGCAAAUCGAGAGAAAAAGAAUCACAAAAAGGUGGUGCAUUACAAGAGGGACUCGUUGAAGUCGAGAGAAAUGAAGAACAAAAGGACGAAUCUGCGAAAUUUAAAGGGAAACGAGGUGCUUCGUUAAGUCUUGGAGGAAAAAAUUCUAAGCAAAGAAGAGAUGCUGAAGAACGUUUAGAUGAAACUGAUAAAGACGUGAUACCUCAAUCACCAAAAAAACCAGCAAACAUCAAGCAGGGUCGCAAGAAAACGAAAGCUGAAAGUGAAAGUAUAGGUGAACUUGAGACCGACGACAAUCCAAAUAGUCCACCGGUCCGAAAUCAGCGCCCUUCUAGAAAAACAAAAGAGGCUGCUACUAUCUAUAUGGGUAUUAUAGGCCAUCGUCUUCAACUUGGCGAUGACGAAGACGAUGAUAUAUCGUUAAGUAGUUUUGAUCGUCCUAACGUGCGUGAGAUGGAGAAAAUGGAGAACGAGCUAAAAAGAAAUAUUACUGCCUUAAGUAAGCACAGCAGCACAUCACCAAUACCAGCAGCCAAACAGACGCAAUUACCCGAAGAAUCGCCACCGCCUGCAGUAUCAACAAUAAACGUUGAAAAACCUUGUGUCGGACGUCGAGGUCGCCCACCUAAAAGCCAAAAGCAGGUGGCAGCUCCUCCUGCCAAACGUGAAAUAGAAGGUAUGCUUGUAAAGAAGGGUGUACUAACCAAAAUUGCCCAACAGACAGAGAGCACUUCAGAUGUGAAAGAAGGAAAAACUGAACAGUCAAAGACUGGUACGGAAGAGGAUGAAGAUUUCCUUUUGAAUGAAGAACUUAAUGAAACCAAACGCAAACUUGAAAAAAGUUUCAGCGAUUCUGAUGAUGAACCUUUGGCAAUAAAGGCCAAUGCGAAAACAAGUGAUAAAGAUGUAAGCGAACAAGUAGAGAAUGCAGUUCCUGCAAUUCCUGCCCCCGUUUCGUCUACAUCAGACAUUAAAACUCUCACUAUGUUACCUCUAACAACAAAGCCUAUUACUACAGUACCAACUCCCCCACCUCCUACAACUACGUUGACGACAACAACUUCAUCUUUUGGCGUCACAAAUGCUGUAACUUCUCCAACAACAUCUAGCGUAUUUCCUCCAGCGCCUGUUACGCCCUCAUCACAAACGCCGUCGCCAUUUAAAGUUGUGGAAAAAAAAUCACCUGUUCCAACAUCAAAAAUUUUGAAUGUUCCGGCCACAUACGGCAUUCCUUCUGCUUCGCCUACAGGCAAUUUGGGUGCAGGCAUCAAUAACACUUUUGGUAAAACAUCAAUGUAUGUCCCUCAGUCACCGGCACACUAUCAUUCUCAUACAUCGCAUAUACGAUCACAGUAUCCAGGUCAGAGCACAAAGUCGCCAGUUAUGCCGCCCGCCUCAUCUGCGACGGCCUCUCAUCUCACUACAUCUCCCCAAUUAAAUGCACAAUCACCGUUAAAAUAUCAAACUCCACCAACAACAUAUCCACCUCCCAUUGAGGCAUAUCCUUCACCGAAGAUUAAUCCGAACUUUUUAACGCCAAAAUUCGACCGAAACACUUUGCCUCGACCAACCAACUUAACCGGUAAUCAUAAUUCUUUUCCUUCACCAUCUCCAGUUAAAUUCGAUAUGUCGGGAUCAAGCAGUGGUCUAUUAAAAAAUUCAUCACUGUCUCAGGCUAAUGUUACAGCGAGUUCCAAAACGUUAUAUACUGCUAAUGUGGGCAAUAACAUAGCCGGUGCUUCAACCUCUGCGACAGCUGCAGCAAAUCAGUCUGGUAACGAUCCACUUAAGGACGAAAUUGGUAGCAUCCUUGCCGCAAAUUUAAUGCCGAGCAAAGAAGAGUCUGGAAAAAUAUUCGGAAUUGCUAGUGUUAGCUUAGCUCAAAGUUCUGGUCCAGAUAACACAAAGUGCACCCUGGGAAAGUGUGGGUCAAUACAUAAGCCCGUUCUGGGCCCAGUCGUGCCUACAGAAAGCUACAUUGGUGAUCAAUUAUCAGGUAAAGAACGACGUAAAGCUAAAGUGAAUAUGACUCAUGAACAAAUCCACAAAUGGCUGAUUGAAUGCUCUUCGAAUCCGGAUGAAAUUCAAGACGAUCUGGAAGAUGACUUCGAUUCGGAUCUAAGGCCAAACAAUUACAGCACAACGCCACCUCCAACACGAGACGACAAAGAAAGUACUUCAUUUAGCUCAUCGUCGAAGGCCACUCGUGAUCUUGGUAAGAGUGAAAGUGCAUGGUCUGCAAAAGGACCCUCACUGAAAGCAACUCCUGUUGUUGCUUCCAGCAGCAGCGCCAAUAACCGCAAAGAUGAUUUAAAAUUAAUGGAGCCAACAAGUCCCCCGGAUGAUGAUCUAGAUAAAGCAUCGCCAAUAAUGAAUUUGGCACGCGAAAAAACGGCUGAAAAUAAGCAAACACCCUCGCCAGCAAGUAUUGAAGAAAAGUCGCUGAAAAUUGAAACAAGAAAAAAUGAUAAAAAAUUGAAGGAAGAGAAAUCUGCAUCGAAAGAACCCGCAAAACAAACUGAAAUGGAUUCACCACAACCCAAAUCUAGUGGCAUGAUCAGUAAACAAGCGGCCGGACACAAAGUUGCAAAUCAAAAGAAGUUGGAAUCUCCGAUUAUUACAACAACAGUUACACCAAACAAAUCGAGUCGUAAAAAAAUCUCAAUAGAUACCAUUAAUGAAAAGCCAAUUAACUCCGGAAUUCAUGAUGUAUCAAUAAAUACUGCAGACAAUAUGGCAUCAAGCACCGCAAAUCGAACACCAAAACGUACGCCAGUCUAUCAGCAAAAGCAAGCAUCCAAACAACAACGUUCAGAGUUUAAAGAGACAACUACCACCAGUCAUAAAAAAUCGGCUCCAUUCUCAUAUGGAGGCGCUUUUUCGGCCGACAACGAAAAAUCGAUAUACUCUUUCGAUAAGGAUGAUGUCGAUGACGUUGAGUCUAACAAACCCACCACUUAUCGCCGUCAAAGUAGAAGAGAUUCGCAACAAGCGGAAGCAGGAAAUGGUGGUAACACUACACCAACCACUAGUCAACGCACAUCACCAUCAAAGAAGAGAACUGCGGCAGCCGUAGAAAAAGCAAACAAAGAUUUAGCAAAUGCAUCGCAAGCAAGCUCGGUCUCUUUGACGCUGAGCCCGACUGAAAAAAGUAAACUUGUUAAGGUCAGUUUAGAUACCGAAGCAGUGUUACCGGUAAAACCAGCAACUAGCAAGUCUGGUAAAGGUACGAAGAAAACUGUAGAAACGAUUGCGCCUACAAAUGACGCGGAUUCAGAUUCUGCGGAUGGACACACAUUCUAUAUUCCGUUACAAGGCAUUGGAACAAGUGGCGAUGGCGAAGGCGGCAUUCAGGGUGUAGCAGUCAAAUUAGGACGCGAGGGUCCAGAUGGUCCCAAUCAAAAAGUUAUCAUGCAUGCGACUUUAGUCACAAAGGCGCAAAUGGGCGCUAACUCGAAACCGUUGCCCGAAUCGAUGAAUGUUUCAGACAUUGUAAAAAAUCUAAUGAGUGGUGGUGAUAAGAAAGCUGCUACAGUUACAAAUGUUGGCACAACAGUAUCAACGAACUCUGCGCCAAACAGCUUGAAGAACGUGCCAGUCGGCACUGUGCAGCCUCGAUUUAAAGGAGACACUUCUAAUCAGGGACCCUCUACGUCGACUGCUGGCGGCGGUUUGGUACGUGUAAAUUCCAAUUCGUCUCUUUUUUCUGGAUCAGUUAAAUCCCGUAAUGCUACUGGACCUUCAAGUGCACCUGUAGCAUCACAUGGCACCAAUAAGAAGUUAAAAGACGAUACACCUAUUAAAAUGGCGAACAAUACUGCCUUUCCGCGUCAUGAUGAUCCCACACAAAUGGUAGAAGCUCCAAUUUUCCGGCCUACCGAUAAAGAAUUCUCAGAUCCAAUUGAAUUUAUCGAACGCAUUACACCAAUUGCAGCACGCUUUGGCAUUUGUAAAAUAAUACCACCAGCCAGUUUUAAACCAGAGUGUCGCAUAUCGGAUGAAAUGCGUUUCACUGCCUACAAUCAAUACGUGCAUAAGAUGUUACAUCGUUGGGGCCCCAGUGCCAAGGAACUGAGUGCAAUCAAAAAGUAUUUAGCCACCCAAAGCAUUGUCAUGAAUCAUCCGCCGUGGAUUGGUGGCAUGGAAGUAGAUCUGCCACGUCUGUAUCAUACUGUGCAAGAGUUGGGUGGUUUGAAAGAAGUGAUUGAAAAGAAGAAAUGGGCUCGUGUAGCUGAAGAGAUGUGUAUUCCGAAAUUAGCUCAGGAUCGCGUCACAAAAUUGGAUGACAUUUACUGCAAAUAUUUGCUGCCGUAUGAUACCCUAUCUCCAACUGAACGUCAGAAGCUUUUCGACGAAGUUGAAGCCGAUUGGGCGAAGCGAGAAGCUCGAGCCAGACGUAAUGCGGAUCGGUUCGUGAAUACGGAAAGCGUUUCGAAUGAAGAAGACGAUAUAACUAGUGAGAAUGACGAAGAGGAGUCGGAAGAGGAAGUAGAUGGUGUCUCAAUGGAGUGCAUUGUUAAAGGUCGCAGUAUGCCUUUAAGUCAGUUUUAUCGCAUCGCCCGCAAUACCAUGGCGCUAUGGUUCAAGAAUACCGAGCCCACUGUCAAUGAGGUCGAGGCGGAGUUUUGGAGGCAUGUUGCUGUCAGAGACAGUCAUGUAUGUGUACAUUCCGGUUCAAUUGAUUCUUCAGGUUGGGGUUUCGGAUUUCCUAGUCCUGGUCCAAAGGGUAAGGGCUCCAAUUAUGCUCGUCAUCCAUGGAAUUUAAAAGUGAUGACCAAUAAUCCCGGAUCUGUACUACGUUCCUUGGGACCUGUGAUGGGUGUGACCGUACCAACACUGCAUGUAGGUAUGCUAUUCUCUGCCUGCUGCUGGUAUCGUGACCCUCAUGGGCUAUCAUGGAUUGAAUACCUGCACACAGGCGCGUCAAAAUUAUGGUACGGGAUACCGGACGAUCAAAGUGCUAACUUUAGAGCCGCCUUGACUUCACUCAUUCCUACGCAUUGCCAAAACAAAACUAUUUGGCUGCCUUGUGAUACAGUAAUGGUGCCGCCCCAUAUGCUUACUGAUCGCGGGGUAUCUCUCUGUCGUAUUGAACAAAAGCCAGGAGAGUUUAUUGUUGUUUUUCCACGAGCGUAUACCUCAAGCUUGGCGACCGGCUAUGUCGUAUCAGAAAGUGUAUAUUUCGCCACAUCUUCUUGGUUAGAUCUCGCAAAAGAUGAUUUCCGAGACAUACACGACAGUUGCGAACCGGCGAUGUUUUCUUUGGAGCAAUUAUUAUUUGCCGUAGGCUACGAUCAACGGGUACAACCAGAUACCUUACAACAAAUGUUGCCCAUGCUGCAAGAGGUAUAUGAGAAGGAGACGGCCGCACGAGAACAGCUUAAGGCGGCUGGGGUAACUUCAACGGAAAAAGUUACCAAUGAAAAAAGCGGAAAAAGUAAAAAACAGCAGCAGCCACCAUAUAAAUCAAUCGAAAGCGAAUGCGAUCUUUGUCGUGCCAAUCUCUACAUUUCGAUGGUGCGUACCGAUGAAGGUAACGUCUAUUGCUUGCAACAUGCUCUAAAAAAUCUUAACAACGGUAACAUACAGGCUAAAAAGUGUAAACUAAUCUAUGCGUACAAUGUCGAUGACAUUGAAAAUCUCAUCAAAAAUCUUAAAGAUAAAAUACAACAAAAACGCAAUACUAGCGCUGGUAAAAAACAAAAAUAGUUAUAUCCGAAAAAGAAACGAAAGAAAAUCUAUACUUAACAAAAAGGAAGAAAAACAAAUUUUGGAAAAACAGAACACAUUCAGUUCGACCGAACGCAAAUGAAACCUGACGGUAGUGAAAAUUUUAACUUUACAAUAAAGUUAAUUAAAAGGCAAUAUUUCUAACAAGCAUAAGCAUACAUACACCCUGAUAUAAGUAUAUAUGUAAAUAAUGUAUUCAUUAGGAAUAUAUAUUAAAAAAUUAUUACAUUGCAUACGAAAACCUAAAGGAAAACUAUUGUAUUGAAGGAGAAAGA
Molecule: messenger RNA, 7954 nt
Organism: Glossina fuscipes
Lineage: Eukaryota; Metazoa; Arthropoda; Insecta; Diptera; Glossinidae
Gene: Jarid2
Exons: 4
Coding region: 426-7658 (2410 amino acids)
Biological process (GO): chromatin remodeling
Cellular component (GO): nucleus
Molecular function (GO): histone demethylase activity; DNA binding
Source: RefSeq, a predicted model, not a curated record